UGCGGUUUCCUGCAACAACUUGCUGCCUUUGCUGGAUGUGAAUGUUGCUGUCUCCGUGGGACAACUGUGGCCUCCUUGAGGUCGCCGCUUGGGCACACGCGCGUGAAUUGAACGCUGCACGGCAGCAUGUCUCAGUGCUCCCAAAGAGCUGUCCUUUGUCCUUGCGUCCGCUGUCCAAAAGUCCAGAAGUCCAUGCAGGGGGCACAUAAUUAUCAGCCACAUCAGCCGCAGACGACAGGACUUUGACUUUUAGAGGGAGCCGGCGUGGACAGCGAAAUUGGCGAAACGUAACGAAACGAAGUAAGAAAACAAGUUUAACUUAAUUGUCAACAUUGUGCCAGGCGGACACAAACAGCUCGGGCCGGCAACAAUGGAAGGAUAAAGGGAAAGCGUUGAAGGGACCUGCGGAGAGCGGGGCCAGCCAGAAACUCACUGAGAUGGCCAAAAGACGCACCAAAGUGGCGAAAGGACAAAAAGCAGGCAGCAUUUGGAAGCGAAACCGGAACGGCGACGGGACGGGGGACAAGGACGAAUAACAAAACGGAAGGACAUAAAGUAACGGCACUAAUGAUGGAGCACGCCAUCGCCCCAAGAAUGGAGUGAGAGAUAAAGCCAAGGAGCAGGAGUGGAGCAUUUAUAUGUAUAAUCGACGGAGGCCAGUCCAUUUCAGAGGCUAUCGCGACACGGUCACACUGGAAGCGAAAUCAACACGGAUGAUUUCGCAAAUAAUUUCUUUGGAAAAGGAAAAAUUAAGAAAUGGGCGAUGUGGACAAGUGGAUCGAGACGGAGUGCAAGACCUGCCGGAGAAUGUGCUGAAGAAUCUGUCCGAGAUGGUGUGCGACAUACUGCUGGAGGAGUCAAACAUUCUGCCCGUGAGCCCGCCCGUCACCGUUUGCGGCGAUAUCCAUGGCCAGUUCUAUGACCUGGAGUAGCUAUUCCGGACGGGCGGCUAUUGCGCCGAUCACGACAAGGUCAAGGCCAAUGCCGUCCGCUCCCUGAUCAAUCUCCUGCAGAUCCUCCAGCAGCAGCAGGCCUCCGAGAAUACCGAAU
Messenger RNA from Drosophila serrata, 1050 nucleotides. Its product is annotated as HEAT repeat-containing protein 6-like. The record is from RefSeq and is a predicted model, not a curated record. NCBI's taxonomy places the organism in Eukaryota, Metazoa, Arthropoda, Insecta, Diptera, Drosophilidae.